AUGUUUUCUAGUGAAUGGUUUGGUCUUGUCAGUGAAACUGCAUUAUCAGCAUUUCAGCGCAGUGCUAUCCUCUCUGCAAGAAUAGCUGAUUCAAAAUGCUUAUAUUCAUGUGCAGUUUGUGCUUGGAAUUAUUGUCUCCCUACAAUAUGUCAGAAUGACCAUCGCCAGAUAACAGCUACAUUUUCGGUGAUCCUGGAGAGCGCAAAUAAAAUUGGACCAAACUGUUUACCAGCUCAGUUGUAUACUGAAAUGGCUACAGUACUGGCUCAUGGUUUGAUUCAACCCUGGCUACCGAAGCCAAUAAAGUCAAUUAUACAUUCCAGUAAUGAAAAGAAUAAGUCACUACCUUCUAGCACAACACAGAAAGGUCAAAAGACAAGCAGAGGAAAGUCAGCGAAACCCACCACAUAUACUGUGCCUCAAGAAGGUCAACAAUGCAUUAAAAAAGCAAUGGACUGGUUAGUACUGGCCGGGAAACUUUGUGAACCUAAUAGGUUGGAUCUACUUCAAGAUAUUGAUGAAGCUUAUACAAUACAACCAGUUAUACCGAUAAGCACACGUUCUCGAUUGAUAAUUUGCUGGUUAUCAGCAAGACAACUAAUCUCCAGUCCACCAGUACACAAAGGUUUGUUUCCAAUGGAUCUCCAAGGUGAUAGCUCAAGCCAUGGUGAAACAAAUUAUACAUCUGAUUCUGAAGCGCAAAUGCGUAAAAUGUCACUAAGUAACCAAAAGGAAGCACAAAUUUAUGUGGAGACAUUAGUAACACGAACAUUAUUAGCUGUUCAUUCUUUAUGGCUUACACAUAAGUCGAAAUAUAUUUCUGAAUGGCCGGUAUUGGUAUCGAAACUUAUCGAUGAACAAAGUACGCAGACAGUGGCGGAGCCAUCAAAACAAAUCGAAACACUGGUUGGAUUUAAAGAUGCACCAUCACUAACAGAGGCUAUGUGUUUAAUGCAAACAGCAUUUUGCGGGCAAAAACCUAAUGUACAAAUAGAACAGCCCACUGGAAAAUCAAAUAUUACAAAAGAACAAAGUAAAACCUUAGUCAAGUAUGAUUUACGAUUGGACCAGUCAACUGCAGAACGUUAUGUAGAACUUGAGUUGUGGACACGUUUGGCUAUGAUCGCAUUUCUAACAUCACAGUAUUCAACUAUCUUAGAUAUUAUUGACUUGGCCAAUAUUCGAAAAGAAUUAACCUGCAGUAUCAGUCCACAACAUCAACAACAAUCUAAUGUAGACAACAAUUACUGGUUAAUUCAGUUACUGUGUCUACGUGGUUUAGCUAUGUUUGGCAUAUCGAAUCAAAUGAAAAUUGUUCGUCAACAAAAUCUAAAAUCCGGUGGGAAAUAUAAUCAGCAACAACAAAUGCAGCAACAGACACGUGGUAAACAACGUUUAACAGAUGUUAAAUUUAAAUGUGUGGAACUUCUGGUUAGAAAACAAAGAAUAAAUACUAGCAGUGAAGAUAGUCAAACAGUGGAGAGCAGUUUAUUUGAAGCAGGUGAAGAAGCUUUUUAUGAAGCUUCUCGGAUUGCUUACAAAGCAGGACGUUACGAUCUAUUAGUUAUGUCAACAUCAUUAUACUGGGCGUUACUAAAUCAUCCCACUUUAUCAUCAUCAAGUCAGAUAACUCAAGUUUUGCAAAAAGUACAAUCGUUCGACGACAAAAUUCAUAAUCUAACUAAGUGGCUAAGCCACUGUCUAAAAAUUGAGGUUAGAAAUGAAUUGGCUACGCAAAUUCGAAAUGAUGAAAAUAAACAAGACAAAUCAACAGAUUUAUCCAUGGUGAAAAUUGAAUCUGUUUUGAUGGAUUCAAUGAGAACCAUGAAAGAAGUUUCAAGUUUAUACGAGACAGUAGCCGUAAUCCCAUAUCCGACAGUGACUCAGUUUGAAAUGGAUUUACAACUGCGAGUGAAUAUGUUUACAGCUCUGUAUGAUUUGUAUUCUGAACAGGGGAAUUUCACCAAGGCACUAUCAGUAUUGGCUAAAGCUACUCAAAACCUACCACGUACAAAACAUAGAAUGUCACUAUUUCGUCAACUUGUCAUCACAAAAGCUAAAUUAGGCCAAUCAGUAGAAUUCGAUAUGCAGAAAUUUACAUCUGAAUCUGAGCCUUUACAAGCGAAAAUUUGGAGAGAAAUAGCUUACGCUAGUUCAGAUGUCAAUUUUCAGGUGAAAGCUUUUAAACAGUCGAUUGAUGCUAUAAAGAAUCCUACUUAUUGGACUUUGAAAUCUGAACUAUUGUUAGAAUUUUCACAGUGGUUAUUUGCACAUGGGUUUGAAGUGCCUGUAUGCAUAAGUCUGGCUGAAGAGGCUAUGGACUUACUGGGAGAUGUUUGUGCCAGAGAGUAUGACCAAAGUCAGUUUAAAGAAUUGAAGUACAGUCAGCUGAUAUGUAAUUCAAAAAAUAUUGAGUACUUAGAUAUUCUGAUGAGGAUAUGCAUCUUAUUAGCUGAAUUUGCCGAAGCUAUGAAUCCAGAAGUCAAAAACAAGCAUACCUUGAAUUCGCUAGAUUAUUUGAUCAUCUCUGUAAACUGUGUUAAGAAUAUCUUAAACCUUUCCGUGGCAUCAAUUGUAGAGAGUCCACGAGUGGAACAAAGGUCACCAAAAAGUCCUAGAUCCAUUUCAGUUAAGUCAAGAUCGAAAUCAAAUAUUCAAGGUGGCGGUGAAACAAACCGCGGAAAACAAACUUCUGAACCUAUUCAUAAGAAGAUAAUACCAAAGACAGUUGCUGAAUGGUCUGUUUUUCAAGUGUCGGAGGACAUUAUACAGGGCUGGCACAAAAAUUACACGGAUUAUGUUAAUAAACUGAUAGGUGUUAAUCCGUCCGAUUUAAUACAAAGGGAAUAUUCUCGGUUAACUGAGAUUUAUUCAUUGAAACAACAAAUUAAUCCAACUACUAUUCGAUAUCCUCUGGUAACAAUGGCAUCUCUAGAUCGCUUACUAAAUAUGAUUACUGAAAUGGGUCCAGGUCAGCUUGGUUUUCCUGUCUUAGUCCUUCAGGACUGUAUUUUGCGCAGCUGGGCAAGAUAUGAUAAGUCAUCUUCGUUGGCCAACUGUACCAGUGUCGGGAAACUAAUUCAUUUAAAAUCAAUGGAACUCUCUUGUUGUUUGGGCCUAUUGUCUGGAGUAAAUUACCAUCAAAACAAAUUGAAUCCUUUAUCACCCAAUGAACAAGAGAUAGCUGAUGCAUACACCCUGUUGAAAACGAAUCCAUCUAGUCCGUAUUUAAAAGAUUUGAUCAAAAAUUGGAUUGAUUUAGCCGAUCGACUUGCUCGAAUUGGUCAGUUUUCCUAUGCACAUACAUUUCUACAUGUAUCUGAACAGUUAUGUCAACAUGAUAAUAGUCAAAUGGUAUACUGGUUACUCGCACGAGCUCGUCUAUCUCUAGCAGAAGGUCAAUAUAAACUAACUAGAACGCUAAUUUCAAAGAUAUUUGAUUCUGAAAUAGAAGAUGAAUCAUUUUGGAUUGAGUGUCUGUCUAUACGUAUUGAUGCUUUAUGCUAUGAUCCUGAUCUAACAGCUCAUGAUCUUGGUUCACUUGAAAUUAAUGAACAAACCUCAGUGAAUUAUACCUCGUGCCCACUACAUUUUGGAAUAGAAAAGGCCAUAAAAGAAAUAGAAUUAGCUGAAAGAGAUCUACAGAAAAGAAGGAAGCAGUGGAAGUCUAGAGAAAGUUGGUUUAACAGGCUGACAGGAAUUCUGUUAUCAAAGAAAGCUCAGUUAUUUGCCAGAAUUGACCAAAUGAAUUAUCAUUAUGCUACACUGUUCAAUUCAUCGGAUAAAUCGUCAAACUCUGGCUUAUGCUUACGCCCUGUGAACUUACUGAUGAAUUCAAAUGGUGCCCCAAAACUGUUUGAAGAAAUUAUCCACCUUUUUGCACCCCAUAAUAAACGAGCUGCUUUAAGAUUAGGCUGGAUGCCGUUAUUAGCCCAUUGGGUCAAUGCAUUCAAAGCUGAAGUCAAUGUUCAGAUCAUUCAUCUACGCAGAGAAUUACGUCAUCCAUCAACAGCCUGUCUUUCUUUUGUAACUACAUUAAAAGUUGCGCGUCAGUGCCUAAACUUUGCUCAAGAAACCGUUGUAUUGGCCGAAUCAUUUAGCAAUACAAAUGAAGCUGUUGAAAACUACAUCGGUGAAAAUUCGUUCGACAGUUUACCAGAAACUUUAAAUAACUAUGAACAACCUAAACAGAUAUGGGAUCGUACUGUCUUGACAGCAUUUGAUGAAAUAUGCUCUCUAUUAUCAGAUAUAUUUAUAAUGAGUGAAAAACAACCUCAUCUACUAGCAAAGGGUUUGGCUCGUCAAGUAACCGAAUCUUUGUUAAAUUUGCUUGGCGGUAUUCAUGAAAGUGUUUCUGUUUUAACACAAGAUUUACUAAUCGCAUUCCAAAGUUGUUCAACAGCAGUUCGACUACGGACUCAUUUCUGGCUGACAUUACUGGCGUAUGAUGCACGUAAAUGUUCUGGUGGUACUCAAAGCAGCUUCGAUACACAAAAUGAAUUUUCCGAUAGAUCUAUUUUGAGCUCCUCAGAAGCUCUUAUUCGUCAGUUAUUAUGGUUAUCUCCAUCCAGUGUUUAUAGCGAUCUGUGUCUGUUUACAACAUGGGGAUUCUGUUCAACUACUGAGCCUUCUUCUUAUCCUGAAACACUAGCCUGGAUAACAGGAAUUAAAUACAACUUAAUAUCUAAUCGUUUGCGUUCAACCGGAGGUUUAUUUGGUGGAUCAGAGGAUCACUGUGUCGCCGCUAGUCCAUGGAUUUCAAGUGUCCUGAAAACUUUAGCAUCACAGUCACAAGCUUGGAGAGUAACUGAAGUGAAUCCUUCAAUAAUCUUUGAUUCUAACAAAAUUAUCCAGUCAACAUUGAGCUCACUACCUGGAUCCAAUUUACAAGCAGCUAAAUCUUGGAAUCUUCUUAUCAUGGAGCAUUCUAUAAAUUCUUGUUUUCUGUAUGCUGCUGUACCUAAAGGCAUGAACAGAGCAACUUCUACACGAAGUCAUCGACCAAGUAUACCAACUAACAAAAGUAAUAACAAAGGAGACUGUCAAUAUACCUUCAUGAAGAUAGAGACAGACCCAGUCACAAAAUGUAAAUUAAUUUGUUCCUGGAAGAAUAGUUUAAACCAUUUGGAUGAACAGUUGAAGAAAUAUGCAAAUAUUAAAAGUAACAACAAUACCUUAUUUAAAGAAGUAAAUCAAAUAAUUACGAUGAAAAGCCAUUUGUUUAAGAACUCCAGUGAAAAAGUCCUGUUGUUCAAUUAUUUGGACCCAAUAUUUGAAACCUUAUCUAAACACUGGAUACCUGAAACAACCUCAAAUAGUAGUCGUAUAAGAUGUAGUACUGAUACCAUCAGCGUCAGUGAUCAAAAGAAUAUAAUUGCCGAAAUUAAUACGGCUGAACAGUUGUCUUUUUAUCUUGAGCAACAUUCCAAUAGUCAGUCAAAUAUUCCUAGUGAUGGGUUGGUUGUAAUUUCAGAUUUUUGGUUGAAUGAACUACCUCUGGAAUCUUUUAUAACGAAUACUCUACUUAUUGAGUUAAGUAGUAGUGAUUGCCAGUUGUAUAGAAGACAAAGUUCUCUUAUUCGAAGAGGUCAAACCACAGCAGCAUCUAAUUCUAGCAAACAAAACCAUUCACCUGCGUUGAAGAGAAUCAAUAGAGUUUUACCAUUCAGCUGGUUGACACGAGACUUUAGUGUACAGCUGCUUUAUUCACGUUUAACAGGACAUCAGAAUACACAGAAAUCUGAAGAUCAGUCAGCUGAAAAUCACGAACAAAGUGCACAACAUAAAACAGCGAGAAAAACAGAUAUCAUUCGUGGAUCUAGCCGACAUCCUCUGUUGCGUGACACUGGUGCCAAACUGCCACCGUUACAAUCUUCCAAGCAGCAAAACUCAGGAUGUCUAGUGGUCAACACUUCGUGUAUGCGUUACCUGGUCGACCCAUUUCUAGACACUGAAAUAGUUGGUGCUGACACAACUACAAGUGCUUCUAGAGAGACAGUCAUUGGCAAUGAUGAUAAUAAUAAUAAUAACGCGAAAUUCACUGGAAUCUCACUUAAAAAUCACCUUCAGUUACUAUUGAAAGAACCGUCAGCACGUAAUCAGCAGUUCACUUCACGCUGGAUUGGUUUAAUGGGUGACUGGGAGUUGGGAAAAGUACCAACUAAGGAAGAAUUGACAGUGUUUUUAAAUGAAGGAGCCAGUGGACUAAUCACUUAUAGUACUGAAUCUUUCUUAUCGUAUUUACCUCCAUCAGCAUUUGUGAAUUUAUCAAUUCCUAAUUGCUACUUUAUUUGUCAUCUGGAUAAAAUUUAUACAAGAAGUAGUCGUCUCCGGCAAAUGAAAUUAGAUGCUCAUAAAACGAUAAUAGAAAGUGAGUUGGAGCAAGCUUUAUCUACAGCUGUCACCACGACACUAACUGGAUCACGUUCUGUGAUAACUCUGCAAUGGCCUACAAGCUUAAAAAUCAAUCAGUUUAGAUUAGAAAAACUAAUAGGACAUUUACUAGAUCAAGCCUAUACUAUUGGACAGUCAACUUUGCUGAUACAGUAUGAACUUUUUAAAAAAGAACUAGAUGAAUACAAAGUGCGUUUAAAACAAAUCAAUGAAGUCAAGGACAUUCAAAUGUCAAAAGAAAAAUCACUCGAUGAAGUGAAUCAUCUUGAAGGAAAAUAUGAAAAUAUACAGACGAAAAUGACACCAACAUUGGAACCAUUCAAUAUGAUUGUUUAUGGAUUGCCGAAUAUUUCUUUUGCUUAA
Molecule: messenger RNA, 6756 nt
Organism: Trichobilharzia szidati
Lineage: Eukaryota; Metazoa; Platyhelminthes; Trematoda; Strigeidida; Schistosomatidae
Source: the annotation of a GenBank genome assembly